This is a messenger RNA of Tupaia belangeri chinensis (Chinese tree shrew), 282 nucleotides long. Its product is annotated as protein POLR1D-like. NCBI's taxonomy places the organism in Eukaryota, Metazoa, Chordata, Mammalia, Scandentia, Tupaiidae. The coding region runs from base 22 to 282 and encodes 86 amino acids. The record is from RefSeq and is a predicted model, not a curated record. The transcript has a single exon.
AUCCUGGAAACCGUGUCUGUGAUGGAAGAGGACCAGGAACUGGAGAGGAAGGUAAUAGAAGAACUACUUAAGGAGGCGAAACGUGGGAAAACUAGAGCAGAAAUCGUGGGACCUAUGGGCUGGAUGAAGUGUCCUCUUGCUGAGACGAAUAAAAUAUUUCUGAUGAACACAAUUAAGAACACAUUGCCCUCCCAUAAAGAGCAAGACCAAGAACAAAAAGAAGGCAGUAAGGAGCCAGCGAAAAGCCAGGACCAGAAAGAAGAAAGCCCUAAGAAGCACUGA